This is a messenger RNA of Helianthus annuus (common sunflower), 1868 nucleotides long. RefSeq names its product receptor-like serine/threonine-protein kinase At3g01300. Gene Ontology annotation, biological process: protein phosphorylation. Gene Ontology annotation, molecular function: protein kinase activity; ATP binding. The record is from RefSeq and is a predicted model, not a curated record. Bases 434 to 1738 code for a protein of 434 amino acids. The transcript is spliced from 6 exons. NCBI's taxonomy places the organism in Eukaryota, Viridiplantae, Streptophyta, Magnoliopsida, Asterales, Asteraceae.
AGAGAGAGAGAGAGAGAGAGAGAGAGAGAGAGAGAGAGAGAGUGGUGGGCAAAAAAGUUGUUUUUGUACACAAUGUGGAUGGUGGUGAUGAUGGCCAUGAUUGAUUCUUCUCUACAAUCUUUUACUCAACCAUCACAAACAACAACAAACAUAGAAUCCUUCUUCUCUCUCUAAAAUCUCUCUCACAUCAACCAAACCAUAUACUAGAUUAAAAAGAAAUUCCCUCACCACCCAAGAUUUCUUAAAUCAAAGACACUCACCGUCUAUGAUCAUAUGAUUUCUUGAAUUAUAAAUACCCACAUGAAAAAAUAUUAAUUGGUUUGUAGUAAAUCUUUCUUUUUGCUAAUAUUGUUUCAAGAUUUCUUGAAUCAUCAACACCCAAUGAAAGAACAUCAAUUCUAGAGAGAGAGAGAGAGAGAGAGAGAAAGAAGGUAUGGAGAACAAGUGUGGAUGUUGGUCAGCUUUAAGGAGAACUGUUAGCAAUGGUUCUUGUAAACCCUCUCUUGAAUCAACAAGAAACUCUUCCACUUCUUUUCCAAGAUCCAGUCUUGUUUAUGAUGCAGCUACGGAGACCCGUUACUUGAAUGCUAGCAACAGGGAGAUGUGUGCUCCAAACGAACCACAAAACUCUUCGGAUCCGAAUCCAAACCCGGAUCCGGAUCCAAAUCAAGAACCGGAUAAAAAGCCACGUCAACUUCUUCAAUUCAGUUUCCAUGAACUGAAAUCGGCUACAGGAAAUUUCAGGCCGGAUAGCAUAUUGGGUGAAGGCGGAUUCGGGUUCGUGUUCAAAGGGUGGAUUGAGGAAAACGGGACCGCCCCAGCGAAACCCGGGUCGGGUAUCACGGUUGCAGUCAAGAGUUUGAAGCCUGAUGGUCUACAAGGCCAUAGAGAAUGGGUGGCAGAGGUUGAUUUUCUUGGACAACUUCAUCAUCCAAACCUCGUUAAGCUCAUCGGAUAUUGUAUCGAAGACGAUCAACGACUACUUGUUUACGAGUUCAUGACUCGUGGAAGCCUUGAAAACCAUCUCUUUAGAAGAACCAUACCGCUAACGUGGUCAAACCGGAUAAAAAUAGCAACGGGUGCAGCCAAAGGGCUAGCAUUCCUUCAUGGAGGAACAAAGCCUAUUAUUUACAGGGAUUUCAAGACCUCAAAUAUCUUGCUUGACACGGAAUAUAACGUGAAGCUUUCGGAUUUCGGUCUAGCGAAAGCAGGACCACAAGGAGAUAAGACUCAUGUCUCUACUAGGGUUGUUGGAACUUACGGUUAUGCCGCUCCGGAAUAUGUGAUGACAGGACACUUGACAACGAAGAGUGACGUUUACAGCUUUGGAGUUGUACUACUAGAGAUCUUGACAGGACGAAGAUCAAUGGACAAAAAACGCCCAAGUGGUGAGCAAAACCUUGUUAUGUGGGCCCGUCCAUACCUAGCUGACAAGCGAAAAGUAUAUCAACUAGUUGACCCUCGAUUGGAGCUAAACUACUCGGUGAAAGGAGUCCAAAAGGUUUCUCAAAUAGCAUACAAUUGUUUGAGCCGAGACUCAAAGGCCCGGCCCUCAAUGGAUGAUGUUGUUAAAGCCCUGAGCCCAUUGCAGGGCUUAAACGACUUUGCCAUUCUAUCUUAUCACGCGCGUAUGUCACAACAAGCUAGGCGUAAAAAGAAACAACCCGAAGGGACUCAAAAUGUUACUCUUAAUCAAUCCAAGUGCUUUAAUGAGUCCCCAAGGAGCUCGGGUAAGUAACAUUGUAAAUAGAAAUUGUAUGUACCUGCUAAUUUGCGAAUGUAUUUAGUCAAUUUAAAGACCUUUAUGGUGUAUGUUUUUGUGUGUCAAAUAUUUAACAAGGCUAAUGUUGGAUUGGAUUGAUGACUUG